Macrobrachium nipponense is the source of this 958-nucleotide messenger RNA. RefSeq lists its product as uncharacterized. The coding region runs from base 239 to 958 and encodes 239 amino acids. NCBI's taxonomy places the organism in Eukaryota, Metazoa, Arthropoda, Malacostraca, Decapoda, Palaemonidae. The record is from RefSeq and is a predicted model, not a curated record. The transcript is spliced from 5 exons.
CAGGUUGUAUGGAACUUUAGCUACCUGGAAGUUUUCCUGUGCGACAUUUAAGGAAACGCACUAUACAGUUGUUGGAUCAAGGGGAAAUGUCUUCGUCCUUUUAAGGAAACCCACAGGAUGGGAUUAAAUUCUCGCACAUGCGGAGAGCGCGAAAGUAUCUUGUGUUUCAGAAUGAAGUCGUCCGAACUGACUCGUCUUGUCAUGGAAGUCCGCAACAGACACAGAUAUUCCGAUUAAUAUGCAAGUCAAUAAAUACCUUACGAUCGCGAUUCUCUUUGGAAUCGGGGGCCAGAGUGAGGGCGAGAAAUGCAAGUCAAAAAAGGAGGACCUGGAUGUGUGUCUGGGCCAAGUGGCUCCCCUCAUGCCCAAGAGUGGUCUACCCCAUACCCGACUUGAUCUUAACAAUAUGUGCAAGGCCUUCAAGGGCGGCAUGGCCUGCGUUGACAGGUACACCUCCAACUGCCUGAGCCCCGAGGAGAGAUCGGAGCAUGAUGACCUGAAGGGGGCGAGGUCGUUUCUGGCCUUUCUCUGCGACGACCCCGUUUUCCAAAAAGACUACUUGUCGCACGGGCCGUGCUUGCGGGAUGUGAGCAGCGACUGGGAGAAAUGCCACUUCCACUUCAAGCGCCUCGUGAGUCUUCAACACCAGGCCACCAACAUCACAGCCGCCGUCAGGGACCACAAUUUAUGCUGCAUCCGUGAGGGCUUCUUGUCUUGUGUGUACAGAGUCGGCUACUUCCGGUGCCAAAAACCCGAGGCCCUCUUCCUGAAGAAGGUGACGGCGACGUUGUCCUACAACGACAUUCAGGCGGAGAAAUGUCGGCAUGUCAACAGAAAGACUUGCUCACGCGCAAGCGACCAGUUCCUCAGCGUUCAGUACCGUUUGGAAUGGUCAUUAGCGGCGAAGUUUCUUUCGAUCUUGACAUUGCAAAGCUCUGCCUGGCUUCUUCUUCUAUAA